GUUUUGAGUAGAGAUGAAAGCGAGCCUUGUCGCGUCCUCCCUUUUCUCGCCAAAACGCCUCUGCUCCGUCUUCUCGAAACCCUCGACACGCACUCAUCUCCUUAACCCUCCUCCCACCCCCCGCUCUGCGCUGUUCCCACAACUUUCUCCUUCCCUCCCGAGACUGCUGACCCUCUUCCGCCUCUCUCUCUCUCUAUUCCCCCCUACCUUUCUUUCUAUUUCAGUUUUGGCAGGGACUUGUGCCCUUUGCCCAUGGAAUUCCCGAUUCGAUUAUGAGCUUCCGAGUGAAAUUUUCCCACUUGGUUCCGUGCUCUUUUCUUUGGAAUUCUAGCUUGUUUCCGAAGAAGCGCUUGCCCUGUCUUUCGGCUUUGAGACCGGGAGUCUUCGGUGAUGGUUUUGGGAUUGGAGAGUUCCCUUUCUGAUCAUCGGUUCCUUUCAUUCUCCUGCUUUCAGGUGUAAGUUUUGCUUCUUGGAGCGAAUUGGGCCGGCGUUUGUGGGCUUCGGGAGCACCGGGAUCCAAUCGUGGUUUUUCUAAUCCCCAUCUCUCUCUCUCUGUUCUGGGAAUCAUUCCUAAUUUUUUUUUUUAAAAAAUUCUCUUAUAAAACCUGGAUUUGGAACGUUUCCCUGGGCCCCUUUUCAUAUUAUUUUGUUAACUCUUUUGCCUACUUGAUUUGGUGCUGGGUUUAGGGUUCUGGCGACUUCUGAAUUCGAUAUAUAUUUCCUGCGAGGUGGGGUUUAGGGUUUUAGCAAAGUCUAAAAAAUUCUGAUUCCAUUUCUUCAUUCCCUUUUGGAUCUGCACUUGAUCUCUUCAAUCUGGGUUUAGGGUUUUAGGAUGACCUGUUGUGAUGCCCAAUCGCAAUCCCAAUCCCAUCCCCAUCCAAAUUAUGGGAUUCAAAGCCCCAUAGACCGUACAUCACUAUUCUAAAGCUUCUUCGAGGCAAUAAUGUCUUCGUUGCUCAGCAGCGGCGGUAGCCGAGCCUACGGGUUCGACCUCGACAUCGUGAAAUCCUCCUCGUCGUCAGCCCGGUCCUCCCACACCUCCUCCCCUUCCUCCACCCUCUCGGAGUCGAGCAACUCCUCCCGCACCAUCUCCAUCAAGAAGGCUCGAACCCCUCGAAAAAGGCCUAACCAGAUCUAUAAUGAGGCCGCCGCCCUCCUCUCCACCAUCUACCCCAACAUCUUCUCCACCAAGAGCAUCAGGAAGCCAUCCAAGCAAACCAAGCCAUUUGACUCUUUCCCCGACACCUCCUCUGAGCUCCUCCCUCCCUUGCCCGUCCUCAGCGACGCCGCAUUCCUCAUCCGUGAGACUCCCCCUGAACAACCCUCCUUCCGAAUCGAGCCUAAGCUGGAGAGUUCCAUCGACAAGGAGUGCACGAGCCCGGCGAGCAAUGAACUCCGAGAGGCUAUCGCUAUCUCCCCUUUCCCCUUUGAGGAGGAUUUUGAUGCAGAAUCCAUCCUCGAUGAGGAGGUCCAAGAGGGCAUCGAUAGCAUCAUGGGCAACCUCAGCAUGAACACCACCACCAAUACCGACGGCAAGGAUGCCUGCAGCAAUAACGACUCCCUCAUCGAUCCCUACCUUGGGAGGCUGAUGGGGUUCGGCUUGGGCGGCAAGUUCGAGCUCGGGCUUGGAUUUCAGUUCCGAAGAAACAUGCCCCGGGCGUUGAGGCAUUUCGACGAGGGGGACUGGUGGAGGUCUCCGACGGUUCCCAUGCAACAGAUUGUCCCCAAAUUUAAGACCUCGACGCCAUCAUCGGAGAAGAAGAAGAAGACGACGACGAAGGUAGAGAAGGAGGAAGUGGAAGGCCCGCCGACCGCCGCCGCCGCCGCCAAACCGGGGAACUUCAACAAGUCUGUUUUGGGCCUGAAAUUGAACCAUGAGGAGGUCCUCAGGGCAUGGUCUGGCCAUGGGUCCGUGUUCGCUGAUAGCCCCGACUCGCCGCAUUCCUCUGCUGAAGCUCUUGCGAAACUAGCAGACAUGGAUCUGUUUCUAGAGGGUAGCUGCGGUGGUGGGGUGAGGGAGGCUAGUAUGCUGAGGUACAAGGAGAAGCGGAGGACCCGACUCUUCUCCAAGAAGAUCCGCUACCAGGUCCGGAAGUUGAACGCCGACCAACGCCCCCGGAUGAAGGGCCGGUUUGUUAGGAGUUCUUCCCUUCUCCAGCAAGCUAUAGAGGAAGAGAGCCUGGCCGAUUCAUGAGUCUAUGGAGGAAUACAUCUGGUUAAGCGGCUGUGGUGGAUGGAAUAGAGAGUAGCUUGAGAGGCACCAAAAUGGGAGGUUUGGGCUUUUGAAGAGAAUGUGGAGAAGAGAAAUAAAUCCAAUAAAAUUUGCCUUAUUAUUCUUAAAACCUUUUCUUUACUUGCUGUUAGGUCUUUAUUCUGGGGUCUAGCCUCUGAAAAUUAGUGCAUACUUGCUUAUGGCUUGGAGGUUGGAAGAGUUUAACCUUGAGAUGGGCUGGUGGCACUUAUUUAA
This is a messenger RNA of Elaeis guineensis (African oil palm), 2467 nucleotides long. RefSeq names its product protein CHLOROPLAST IMPORT APPARATUS 2. Gene Ontology annotation, cellular component: nucleus. Gene Ontology annotation, biological process: regulation of DNA-templated transcription. The record is from RefSeq and is a predicted model, not a curated record. Lineage: Eukaryota; Viridiplantae; Streptophyta; Magnoliopsida; Arecales; Arecaceae. Gene Ontology annotation, molecular function: protein binding.